Drosophila yakuba is the source of this 519-nucleotide messenger RNA. RefSeq lists its product as uncharacterized. NCBI's taxonomy places the organism in Eukaryota, Metazoa, Arthropoda, Insecta, Diptera, Drosophilidae. The transcript has 2 exons. Bases 1 to 519 code for a protein of 172 amino acids. The record is from RefSeq and is a predicted model, not a curated record.
AUGGCCGCAGCCGACGCUCCAAACACCUCUGAAACAGCAGCCGGCGACCCAACCAGUUGGGCAACCGCAAGAUUCAUUCCAACCUCAAAAUUUUGUACCUAUUGCGUUGCAGCAACUCGUAGCGUUUUAUCCGAAUUCACCUGCACCACCGCCAUCGAUCGCGAUAAGGCCGGAAGGCGACGAAAGGGCAUCCGGAUGUUUUUUUACCCUACUGGAGUCGCAAUUCGCAAGUCUCCGCAUAACGGUGGACAAAAUAAAGUUCCAUCAAACUUUGAACUUUCUGCCGGCAGAGUACUUGGAGACCAUUAUGUACAUUCUGCGAAAUCCACCUACUGGAAGUUCGCACAGUUGUUUCGGUCGCUGGAGCUUGAAGAGAGCAAGCCGUCUGUAUUGCUGCGCCGGAUGCGCAAACUGGCCAGGGACGGCAUUGGAGAAGACGCCCAGAAAGCCCUGUGGCUUGAGCGGUUACCCGAGGGCUUGACAUAUCAGUAUUGCCCGCCAACGCAUUCCCUCAUCUAA